Stegostoma tigrinum is the source of this 6608-nucleotide messenger RNA. RefSeq names its product zinc finger protein 335. Gene Ontology annotation, cellular component: extracellular matrix; nucleus. The transcript is spliced from 43 exons. Gene Ontology annotation, molecular function: zinc ion binding; metalloendopeptidase activity; RNA polymerase II cis-regulatory region sequence-specific DNA binding. The record is from RefSeq and is a predicted model, not a curated record. Lineage: Eukaryota; Metazoa; Chordata; Chondrichthyes; Orectolobiformes; Stegostomatidae. Bases 192 to 6356 code for a protein of 2054 amino acids. Gene Ontology annotation, biological process: positive regulation of neurogenesis; proteolysis; brain development.
UCGGGAAGACUGAGCUGCAGAUCUCAUCUAUUCCCCUCUAUUCAAAGCAAUGUUCCCUUCUGUUUCAAUCACCGAGCAGCUCCAGUGGGCGUGCGGACGUAUUGUUUGGGAGUGUAGUCAGCGCUGGCAGCGAACAACAGAAGCAACCCCAGGAGCCAGAAGCCUCCGAUAGCGCCCGCUGUGCUCCCAACAUGAUGCUGAUCAGCGUUGUGUUCAGUGUUGCUUUGCUGGCACACAGCUCCUUCAGUGCGCCGAUGGCUCCUCCAUUGGUGACAUUCCCAGGGGAGCAGAACAUGACCGAAACCGAAAUGGCAAUGGACUACUUGAAGAGGUUUGGGUACCUGAAUUUGGAAAACACAGGCAAUGCAUUGAUCAGUCUCCAAUCAGCCAUCUUAAAAAUGCAGAAAACCUUGGGCUUGCCUGAAACAGGAAAACUGGAUAAGAGUACAAUCACUGCCAUGAAGCAGCCUCGAUGUGGUGUUCCUGAUGUUCUGAACUACAAAACAUUUGAUGAUGAGAAAUGGGACCACACUGAUUUAACUUACAGAGUUACAGGCUACACCCCUGACUUGGACCCAGCUGUUGUUGAUGAUGCAUUUGCUCGUGCCUUUAAAUUGUGGAGUGACAUUACUCCACUGACAUUCACUCAAAUCUACAGCGGCGAAGCAGACAUCAUGAUUCGAUUUGGCAGAGAAUGGCAUGGAGAUUCAUAUCCAUUUGAUGGGUACAACGGUCUCUUGGCACAUGCCUACCCACCUGGCAAAAAUGUCUACGGCAACCUGCAUGGUGAUGCGCAUUUUGAUGAUGAUGAGUUCUGGACCUUGGGAAAAGGAGCAGCUGUUAAAACCCAUUUCGGCAAUGCUGAUGGAGCUUUCUGCCACUUUCCAUUUACAUACAACGGGAAGACAUACAAAGCCUGUACUUCAGAUGGGAGAGACGAUGGGUAUUUUUGGUGUGCAACAACUGCAGACUAUGACAAAGACCAGAAAUACGGCUUCUGCCCACAUGGACGGCUAUACACCUUUGGUGGUAACAGCGACAAUUCACCUUGCGUGUUCCCCUUUAUAUUUGACGGGAAGAGUUAUGACCAGUGUACAACUGAGGGACGUACUGAUCGCUACAAAUGGUGUGCCACCACCAGCAACUUUGACGUGGAUAAAAAAUAUGGCUACUGCCCCAGUCCAGCUGAUGCUGCGAUUGCUGGAAAUUCUGAUGGAGACUUGUGUUCAUUCCCUUUCACAUUCCUUGGCAAAACAUACGAUGCUUGCACCACUGAUGGCAGAUCAGAUGGGCAGCUCUGGUGUGCAACCACCAGUGACUUCGACAAAGACAAAAAAUGGGGUUUCUGUCCAAAUGCUGGGUACAGCAUCUUUUUGGUGGCAGCUCAUGAAUUUGGGCAUUCCCUGGGGUUAGAUCAUUCCACUCUCAAAGAUGCUCUGAUGUACCCGAUGUACAGCUAUAAAGAAAACUUCCACCUAUCAAGGGAUGAUAUUGAGGGAAUCCAGCAUCUCUACGGACGGAAAUCUGGCCCAACAUCAUCCAUCCCUACAUCAAUGGCACCAAUUUCAACAUCUGUGCCUACUACUACCAUUGCCACAACCACUACCACCACAAUCGAGCCAGAUGCAGACAUCUGCAAAGUGGAUAUUUAUGAUGCAAUUGCAAGCAUAAAGAAAACGCUUCAUUUUUUCAAAAAUGGAAAUGUCUGGAAGUUUGCAUCAGCAAAGAAAGUCAUCAAGGGACCAAUUCCAAUUGCAAAGAUGUGGCCAAAAGCUCCUUCCAAAAUUGAUGCUGCCUUUGAAGAUAUAAGUACAAAUAGAGUCUACAUUUUCUCAGGGAGAUCAUACUGGGUAUUUUCUGGCACUAGUCUUGAGCCAGGCUAUCCCAAGGACAUCGGCAAACUGGGCAUUGAUACCAAUGUUGAAAAGAUAGUUGGUGCAGUUAUGAAAGGUCCAAACAAAGUGCAACUAUUUGGUGGACAGAAGAUUUGGAGGCUCGAUAUGGCAACAAAGAAAGUCGAUAGGAUCAGUCCAAUUUAUGAUAGGUACCACCACGUUCCUGUUGAUGCUAAUAUUGUCUUCAUGCACAAAAUGAACACCUACUUCCUGCGAGAUAAGUACUUUUGGAAAAUGGAUAUGUAUAAUCGAGUCACUUUUGUCGGAUUCAUCAAGAUGUUGCAGAAUCUCUACUCUGGAAAUAUAGCAUACCGCAGGAUGGACUGUGUAGUGGGAUGGUGGUGGACUGCUAAUAUCACUGGUCCGGUAAUCCAGAAGUUCAGGUCUAUAUCCUGGGGUAUGAGUUCAAAUGCCAUCAGAGGAAUGAGUGUGAUCGAAAUUCAAUUAAUAAAUCUGGAAUUGAAGCCCUCGUCUUCGACCUUCCCCCGGCUCCAGCGGCCAGCGCAGGUCCUUGCGCUCAUGAAUACAAAAGAAGGCCCAAGGGGUGUAGCGGCCGGGGAGACUGCUGACAUGAUGGAGCUGGAGGAGAAUGCAGUACAGAGCAGCAGUGAUGCUGCUCCCUCGGGGCAGGAAGAACCCUCUGAGAGUGGCAUAGCAGCAGAGACAUCUGAGGCGGUAUCUGCAGACAGCAGUGACACAGUAACCACUCUUGGCGUAGCAGUUGAGGCUGACAAUGGCUCAGGGGUUGAUUCUGGUGUAGGUCAGAGCUCUGAAGAAUCAAUGGAAGUAGCUCCAGAAACUAGUUCCAGCACAGAUGUCAGAACCAUCCCACACCUUCCAGAUUCCUCUUCGGUUGCUCAGUCCACCAUUGUGUCCAGUGUCUCUACAGUUACACAGUCUAUCAUGGUGUCUGAAUCUGCCCAAGUACUGGUCCAUUCCAGUGUGGCACCAGAUGGUACCAUGAUAGUGUCCGACUCAACUGCUUCUACAUCCUCAGAUCUUGGAUCAGCUAUAGAUAAAAUUAUAGAAUCUACGAUUGGACCAGACAUUAUGCAGAGUUGUAUCGCAGUAACAAGUGCAGGAGAUGAAGGUGCUGAAGUCACACAGUACCUUGUGUUGCCAUACCCUGAUGACGGUGGUCCUAUUGAUUCCCAAAUGUCCAACUCUCAGAUGUCCAGCUCUAGGCUUUCUAAUCUGUCAGGUGAUGGGUUGGGAGAAGGCCCAACAUCUACCUGUACUGACCACCUUGAGCAGCACGACUUGUCUAAUCUGGAGGAUAUGAUGGAGGUGGUGGUAGUGCAACAGUUCAAAUGCAAGAUGUGUCCGUAUAAAAGCAUCUCAAAGGACAAUCUGAUCAAUCAUAUGAAGGAUCGACAUCUCAACAUUGGUGGCUUUCUGUCUAAAAAGAGAGGCAGGGGCCGGCCAAGGAAGCAGAGUACGUCACCAAGACCGGAGGAAAAUAAGACUCGGGAGCAAGAGCAAGAUGAAGAAGAUGAUGACAUUGUGGAUGCUGGAGCGAUUGAUGACAGAGAAGCUGAUAGUGAUUAUAACCCAGCAGAAGAUGAGACUCGAGGAAGGCAGCCAAACUACAAUCGCAACGUCACUACUUCGACCAGUGAUCGGCCUCGGAGAAGACCUGGGAGACCUCGCAAAGUUUUACGGACAGAGGCAGUGCCUGGGAUUGAUGGAGCAGAGGUCGAAGCAUUUGUCACGUCCCAGUCGAACCCAAUGGACCUCCAGAGCUCUGAAGCAGCUAGUUCAACUGCACAAGAGAAUGGGGAUGUCUCAGCAGGCAAUGAGAUAGUAGCUGAGUCAGGGAUUAGCCAAUCAGACUCUGAGAACAAAGACCCAUCAUCAAAUACCAAUGAGAUAUCUUACAAGCAUUCGAGGCGACGUGGUCGCCCACCCAAGAGGUUUGGCAGGAGGAAGUACAGAGGCUAUUUGGGGCGCAGGUACAAUUACUAUAGAUCCAGCAAGCCCCUGAUGAGGCCUCACCACUGUCGAAUCUGUGGCUCCCGUUUCUUGACGCAAGAAGAUUUAAGAUUUCAUAUUGACUCGCAUGAGGGGAAUGAUCCGGAACGUUUCAAGUGCAUGCAGUGCAGCUAUCGGUGCAAGCGCUGGUCAUCUCUGAAGGAGCACAUGUUUAAUCACGUGGGAACAAAACCAUACAAAUGUGAGGAAUGUGAUUAUACAAGUGUGUACAAGAAAGAUGUUCUCAGGCAUUCCUCUAUUCACACUAAGGAAAGAAAGAAGAAAGCGGACCUGGUGCCCAAGGUGAACUCCUACCCCUGUCCUGUGUGCUAUCGAGUCUAUCCCAUGCAGAAAAGGCUAACUCAGCACUUAAAGACACACAGUGCUGAAAAGCCUCACAUGUGUGAUAAGUGUGGGAAGUCAUUUAAGAAGAGGUACACAUUCAAAAUGCAUCUACUAACCCACAUUCAGGCUCUUGGAAACAGCAGAUUUAAAUGUGAAUUCUGUGACUAUGUCUGUGAAAACAAGAAGCUUCUCCUUAACCACCAGCUGUCGCAUACCACAGAUAAACCAUUUAAAUGUGAUUUUUGCAAGUACUCCACUAUCAAAGAAGACUUUCUCGUUUCUCACGUUGCUAUUAAACACACAGGUGAGAAGCCAUUCUCAUGUGACCUCUGCCACUUUAACACCAAACACAAGAAGAACUUGCGGCUGCAUGUUCAGUGUCGCCAUCAGGAGUAUUAUGAAGACUGGGCAAAGAUCCAUCCUGAAGAGCCGCCACGCAGACGUCGUCCGUUCUUCACUCUGCAGCAAAUUGAAGAGUUGAAACAACAGCAUGAGCAGAUGCAGUCUACACAGGAAAGCAUACGAGAUACCAUUAUACCCUUGACCUACCAGACUAUUCCAACAUCGAUGGUCAACCAGGAUUCUUUAGGAACUGCCACAAUCAUUUAUGAACAGGGUACAAGCGAGUCCUCUGAGAUCACAGCACAAAGUGCUCUAGACCUCCUGCUGAAUAUGAGUACGCCGAGGGAGCUGGUUACAAACUCAUUACAGGUAGCUGUACUGAAAUCAGACAGUACAGUCCAAGAACAGACCUCUCAGGAACCUCAAAACCGUGAAGAAGAGCAAUUGACCAUGUCACCCCAACACAAAAUUGUCACAUUGCACGUGGGAGAACAUGGUGAGACUGUGGUCCAGGAAAUGUACGAAACAACAACCAUAGAGAGCUCUGGAAUUCCACAGGUCACCAUCAACCCUUACACCAAUGGGACAGAAUACAAUGUUGUCACACCAGGAAGUGAGGAAAUGCAACAUGCCGCCACAGUUUACAGUGGCUCAGAUGGCAGUGGUGAAGUUGCUCACACUGUGGUAGUCAGUGGUGAUGAGUUAAAACAGCAUCAUGGUCACUUCAUAAUGACGACCAACAUGCAGGGGAAUCAGUUUCAACAGAUUGAGUUUACUGGUGACAUCACAUCUCCACAAGUUGAUUCAAACCUGCAGUCGUCUUCAAUGAAGAAGUUUUCCUGUAAAAUAUGUACUGCCUCAUUCCAUGGUCGAGCAGAGAUGGAGAGUCAUAAGAGAGCACAUGCAGGAGAGCAGGGGUUCAAGUGUCUUGAUUGUAAUUUUGCAGCCAGUACCUGGCCGGAAGUCAGAAACCAUAUGCUUCAACAUUCUAACCUGAGACCUCACAAAUGUAACCAGUGUAGUUUUGCAUCCAAGAAUAAGAAAGAUCUUCGUCGGCAUCUGCUAACGCACACAAAUGAGAAGCCUUUUUCUUGUGAUAUUUGUGGACAGAGGUUUAAUCGAAAUGGCCAUCUGAAGUUUCACAUUGAACGAUUGCACAGCUCUGACUCUCAGCAGAAGCAGCCUCGACAGCAACAUGUCAUUCUGAACAGUGAUGACGAAGCGAUUGCUCUGCAAACAGAUGACACGGUUGUUUCACCAGACAGAUUCCAGACUUUGGCCCCAGACCACAUCAUUGUAGCCCAGGAGCAGUCUAUUUCUGACCAGGAUGAGACAACGUACAUUCAACAUAUAACAUCUGACGGACAGACGGUUCAACACUUAGUGACAGCAGAUAACCAGGUGCAGUACAUCAUUUCACAGGAAGGUGUACAACAUCUUGUUCCACAGGAGUAUGUAGUUGUCCCUGAUGGUCACCACAUUCAGGUACAGGAUGGUCAAAUCCACCAUAUACAGUAUGAAUCAGAUCCACAAAUCCACCAGGUCUUAGAAGGACAACAGAUUGCAGUAAGCCAUGAUGGACAAAUCCAAUAUGUGCCAAUCACUGACCAGCAAAUAGUCACACAAGCUGAGCUAGAGGCUGCUGCACACUCCGCUGUGACAGCUGUAGCAGAUGCUGCCAUUGCUCAGGUCCAAGGGAUCUAUGCAACUGAGGCUACAGAAGAACAAAUACAGCAGCUUCAGCAACAGGCAAUCCAAUAUGAGAUGGCUCAAGCUGAGGUUAUUGCAUACUCUGAAGACUAAAACAAUACAAAUGGCAGCAGGAGAUGAUGACUUAAGCACUUUUUUUAAUUUUGAGAGAGAGGGGGGUCAUUGAGGAUAAGAGACAGACAAAUGGCUGAUCUCCUUUCCCUGCCUUGUAAUACUUUUGGUUUGCUCCUUAGAUUAUCCUGAAUACUUGCAUGAAAUGAGCUGAAAAAAAGCACAUCUGUACUUUUUAUUCUUUCUCUUUCACUUUCUAUCUACCCACCCACCCCUUCUCUUUCCCCCCCCCCC